AACUAGUACAUCAUUUGAGAUUGAUUCCUGCCUUUGUGAUUGCAUUCCAUCGCCUACACUCUCUUAUCAAAAAGUUUGUUUAAUAAAUGUAAUUCGUUUUGAGUUCUAAACGGAUAUUUUCUUCACACCUCAUGAUUUUGUAGCCUCUACUUGUGAGAGGGAGUAAAACGUUACUCACACUGGCAUAAUUUCCAGAGGACUGUUUUUACUGAUACGCAGGAAGAAAAGUUUUGUGUAGCUCGACAGCUAACGUUUGUGUUUAGUUACCUUUAUUUCAUCAAACAUAUGAAUUAAUUGUAACGUAAGGAGUUUAAUGUAUGAGUUUAUUGAAUGAAUAUUAGUUUAUCGUAAAUGUUGUCAAUCGUGUUGUGUCAUUAACUUACUGAACGUAACUACAGUUCAAGGCACAGCCAGUAACGCUAACUGCUGAGGUUGCGAAAGGAGCAGAUAGCUAGCUAACUACCAGUCAUGGCAGACUCGAGCAACAACCACCCGAAGACAUUAAAUUUUAAUGUGGGGGUACUUGGGCAUGUCGACAGCGGGAAGACAUCGCUUGCCAGGGCGCUCAGCAGCACAGCGUCCACGGCUGCCUUUGACAAGAACCCCCAGUCCCGAGAGAGAGGCAUCACUCUGGAUCUCGGCUUCUCCUCCUUCAACGUGGACCUCCCCGAGCAGCUGCGGGAGGACCCCGGGGGCCACGGCUACGACAACCUGCAGUUCACGCUGGUGGACUGUCCUGGACACGCGUCCCUCAUUCGCACCAUCAUUGGGGGGGCUCAAAUCAUAGACUUGAUGAUGCUGGUGGUAGACGUGGUGAAGGGGAUCCAGACCCAGACAGCAGAGUGUCUGCUGAUAGGAGAGCUGACCUGCCCCCGCAUGGUGGUCAUUCUCAACAAGACUGACCUGCUGCCGCCCAACAAGAGACAGACCGCCAUCGACAAGAUGACCAAGAGACUGCACAAGACACUGGAGAACACCAGAUUUAAAGACUGUCCUGUGAUUGCCUUGUCAGCAAAGCCUGGGGGUCCUGAGGCCCCUGAAACAGAGGAGCCCCAUGGAGUGCCUGAGUUAAUAGAGUUGUUGAAGAGCCAGACGUACCUCCCUCACAGAGAUCCGGGGGGAGCUCUGCUGAUGGCUGUGGACCACUGCUUCUCCAUCCGUGGUCAGGGCACAGUCAUGACCGGAACCAUCCUACAGGGGGCGCUGGCUGUCAAUGACACUGUGGAGAUCCCUGCGCUCAAGGUGACCAAGAAAGUGAAGUCAGUUCAGAUGUUCCGGCGGCCGGUGACCGGGGCCAUGCAGGGUGACCGGGUGGGCGUGUGUGUGACCCAGUUUGACCCUAAACUGCUAGAACGGGGGGUGGUGUGUACCCCUGGUUCCCUACACACCCUCCACGCAGCCAUCAUCUCUGUCAGAAAGAUUGGCUACUUCAAGGGUUCCCUGGCCACCCGUGCCAAGUUCCACAUCACCGUGGGACAUGAGACUGUCAUGGCCAGGGUCACCUUCUUCGGUCUGCCCCCUGGAGAGACCCACCAGGCCUCCACCACGGACCCCCAGCUACCCACCUCAGACCCCCACGCCUCUGAGCCAGACCUUAGACCCCUGGACACACCCUUCUCUUUUGACCGGGAGUACUUCCACCAGGAUGAGUAUGUGAUUGGCCAACGGGAGGCCGGCGGGGCGGGACAAGACCCGGAGCAGUGGGCGCUGCUGGAGUUUGAGCAUCCGGUCACAUGUCCCACUCUUUGCCUAGUGAUUGGCUCCAAGCUGGAUACAGACAUUCACGCCAACGUGUGCCGACUGGCGUUCCAGGGGCGUCUGCUGGAGGGUUUUGAGGAGAAGAGCUACUCUGAGACUACACUACUCAGACUACGUAUCUACAAGACCAAACACAAGGAGGGACAGGUGGAGAGGGUGACAGACGACUACACUGUGAUUGGCCGAAAUCUCUUCAAGAAGGAGACCAACCUGCAGUUGUUUGUGGGGUUAAAGGUCACGCUGUCGACCGGCGAGGAGGGGGUCAUCGAGGGCGGCUUCGGACAGAGCGGGAAGUUUAAGAUCCGGGUGCCAGAGGGUCUCAGUCUAGAGACUAAGCAGCUCCUCUCCUCCUCUGCCAAGAAGAGAGUUAAGGGUGGUGCUAAGGGGGAACCAGCCAAAGAGGAUGAUGCCAAGACAGACUCUCAGCCAAUCUGCAUCAACCUCCGAUUCAAGAGAUACGUCUUUGACCCCCACAAGAAGAUGGUUCAGAGCUGACCUCUGCAGCAGCUAUAGGAUGAUACCUGUGAUGUCGUGUAAAAACAAAAAUGUUGCUUAAAAGCUGAUCACCGUUCAUGGGGAAAGUAUUGCUCACUAUAUUUUCAAUGCAUUUUUCUGCGAUCGUCACAGCCGUCUAAGGCACUGCAUCUCAGUGCAAGAAGCGUCACUACAGUCCCUGGUUCGAUUACAGGCUGUAUCACAUCCGGACGUGAUUGGGAGUCCCAUCGGGCUGCUCACAAUUGGCC
This is a messenger RNA of Oncorhynchus mykiss (rainbow trout), 2501 nucleotides long. RefSeq names its product eukaryotic elongation factor, selenocysteine-tRNA specific (gene eefsec). Gene Ontology annotation, biological process: selenocysteine incorporation. Gene Ontology annotation, molecular function: GTP binding; GTPase activity; translation elongation factor activity. The record is from RefSeq and is a predicted model, not a curated record. NCBI's taxonomy places the organism in Eukaryota, Metazoa, Chordata, Actinopteri, Salmoniformes, Salmonidae.